This is a messenger RNA of Lepus europaeus (European hare), 1683 nucleotides long. RefSeq names its product basic proline-rich protein-like. Bases 1 to 1683 code for a protein of 560 amino acids. The transcript has 4 exons. NCBI's taxonomy places the organism in Eukaryota, Metazoa, Chordata, Mammalia, Lagomorpha, Leporidae. The record is from RefSeq and is a predicted model, not a curated record.
AUGCGGGCCCCAGGGUCUGGUGGGGGCGCGAUCCGAGCCGUGGCCGCCACAGCGGGGUCCCGGGGCUCUCCGGGGCGCGGGCAGGCGAAAGAAGCGACGAGGCCAGGAGUCGUGCGCGCGGGCGGCGAGGGGGCGCUGUGGCCCGCGCCUGCCGGCCUAGGCCCGGCCACCGACGGGCGGAGACGCCCCUGCGCCUGGCGCGACCCGCCUCCUCCCGCAUUGGCUCACGGCUGGGAAGAGGCAUCGCGACCCGGGCGUUUCAAUAAAAGUGCAGCCGCGCCGGCCGUCUCUGCCGCUGUCCUAACCGCUCCGGCCCCCGGUGGAGUUCCGUGGGAACGCAGCGACUGUCCGGGGCGUAACUGGGCCGCCGAGAUGAACGCGCGCCAUCUCCCGGGUCCCGCCCUGCGCGAGAUGCACGCGUUUCCAGCGCACCCGGCCACGCGGCUGCUGUGUUCGCCGUGCCCGACGCCCCCGGCCGCGGACACCCCGGCGCGCCCGCCCUUCCGCGACCACCGGAACGCGUCCUUACGAACUGUGCCCAAGUUUCCUAAAGUGAAACGCAGACCGCUCGCACUCCGGACGCGCGCGAGUGCUUCUAGACUCCCGGCCGGCUGCAGGAGCCACAAAGUCUCCCUGAAAACCACGCGCGGCGGAGACCCCGCAGGGUCCCGCUCGAGGCUUCCGGGGGGCCUGGGCGACCCCCGGGCAGGGCAGGAGGGCGGCACCAGGGGCCUAAGGUUCCCCCGGGCAGGGCAGGAGGGCGGCACCGGGGACCUGGCGUCCAGGACCCCGGCCUCCCGCUGCGCUCGCGCGAACCCCAACCCUUGCUCCCCGCCGCCCCCGACCCCGUCCCGGACCCCGGAUCCCGGAUCCCGGCUGCGGUUCCCUCCCGCCGCGCUGGGCCGUCGCCGGCCGGGGCGCCUGGCGGGGAACGCGGCGCGGAGACGGACCCAGGCCGUACGGGAUCGCAGUGAGAGGACGCCCGCGGCGGGAGCGGCUGCCCGUGGAAACCCACGCGCGUGGCCCGCCCUUCGGCUCACCGGGGCGCGCGCGAAGACCGAGGCUCCGUACGGCCCGGAGAGGCCGCGGCUCGCGGCGGUGGCGUGGCGUUCCAGCUUCGCUUUUCAGCGCGUCCGGGCGAAGAGGCGGCCGGGAGAGGUGCGCCCCGACCCCCGCACCUCCAGGCCGCUGCGCGUCCUCCUUGGGAGCGGCGCAGCGCAGGCCGCCGCCCCGGCAGGUCUCUUCCAGGCCCAGGGAAGCUUCAGGGUCUGCGGUGCCGGGGAUGCGAGCCCCGACCCCGACACCACCUGCCCCCCGACCCCAACCCCCGACCCCACCUGCCCCCAACCACGACCCCUGACACCACCUGCCCCCGACCCCCAACACCACCUGCCCCCCAACCAUGACCCGCGACACCACCUGCCCCCUGACCCCGACCCCCGACACCACCUGCCCCCAACCCUGACCCCGGACACCACCGCCCCCAACCCUGACCCCCGACACCACCUGCCCCCCGACCCCCGACACCACCUGCCCCCCGACCCCGACCCCCGACACCACCUGCCCCCGACCCCCAACACCACCUGCCCCCCAACCAUGACCCGCGACACCACCUGCCCCCCGACCCCGACCCCGACACCACCUGCCCCCCUGACCACGACCCCCGACACCACCUGCCCCUGA